Misgurnus anguillicaudatus (oriental weatherfish) is the source of this 468-nucleotide messenger RNA. RefSeq names its product cytochrome c oxidase subunit 7A2b (gene cox7a2b). The record is from RefSeq and is a predicted model, not a curated record. Gene Ontology annotation, biological process: mitochondrial electron transport, cytochrome c to oxygen; regulation of oxidative phosphorylation; mitochondrial respirasome assembly. Lineage: Eukaryota; Metazoa; Chordata; Actinopteri; Cypriniformes; Cobitidae. Gene Ontology annotation, cellular component: respiratory chain complex IV.
UAUCUUGUCAACCGCCAUUAAACACUACAAGAAGAAGAAUCGGUGUAGUUUUUCUCCAGAGCAGCAGGUGGCGCUUCAGCUUCUCGUCACUGUGAAUUUUCUCUCUGUGUUCAAACACGAGUUAAAGAUGUUCAGACACAUCACGAGCCUUCAGCAGGUCUUUAGACGGCAGAUCUCUGCUAGCGUCAGGAGACAACUAGAGAACAAGGUUCCAAUGAAACAGAAGAUCUUUCAGGAAGCUAAUGGUAUGCCAGUACAUCUGAAGGGUGGACUUGGUGAUACCGUGCUUUACCGCGCUACUAUGGGACUCACAGUGCUGGGAGCAGCGUUUGCUGUAUAUGAGCUGGUAAAGGCAGCCGUCCCUCAGAAGAAUCAAUGAUUUCAACUUCUGCACUUAAAAUGUGAAGAUGAUUUUCUUAGAAAAUGUUUAUACUUUUGGAAAGAAAUAAAGUGUUUCCAAUAAACAGA